This is a messenger RNA of Monopterus albus (swamp eel), 8459 nucleotides long. RefSeq names its product glutamate receptor, metabotropic 5b (gene grm5b). The record is from RefSeq and is a predicted model, not a curated record. Gene Ontology annotation, cellular component: membrane. Gene Ontology annotation, molecular function: G protein-coupled receptor activity. Gene Ontology annotation, biological process: G protein-coupled receptor signaling pathway. Bases 352 to 4107 code for a protein of 1251 amino acids. The transcript has 18 exons. NCBI's taxonomy places the organism in Eukaryota, Metazoa, Chordata, Actinopteri, Synbranchiformes, Synbranchidae.
UUGACAUUGCGCUCCACAUUAUGAGCAGCGUGUUUUCUCUGCGAUUGUAACUUGCAGCCUGAUUACCAAGCGGGACCGUGCUGUUGUGGUCGGGGACACAUCUAGGCUCCUGUAAGGUUCGGUCACACUACUGCACGUGUCUCUGCUGUUGCAGUGAGUGUCCCACCUUGAAGUCUGACAGAAAUACAACACAGAAGGAAGUAAUAUACUGAAAUCAUCCAUUUCAAAAACUCCUGUGUGACAGAUGCUCUUGCCAUGGCCAGGAAAAGUGUUUCCUGGAUAGCCAGUUCCCUGUGACGGCUGGGCUCCACAAAUCUGAGAUCCGCUUCUCCUUUGUUAACUUAACAAACCAUGAUGAUGCUUUGGCUGCUGCUAGUACUAUUCCUUUGGGUGGGGCUUCACCAGGGUGACUUAGCCCAGUCCAAUGAACGGCGAGUUGUAGCGCACAUACCUGGUGACAUCAUCAUUGGAGCAUUGUUCUCCGUCCAUCAUCAGCCUCCUGCCGACAAGGUACAUGAGCGCAAGUGUGGCGCAGUGCGAGAGCAGUAUGGCAUCCAGAGGGUGGAGGCCAUGAUGCACACGCUGGACCGCAUUAACAAUGACCCACAGAUCCUUCCCAACAUCACCCUGGGCUGUGAGAUCAGGGACUCAUGUUGGCACUCAGCCGUGGCUCUGGAGCAGAGCAUCGAGUUCAUACGGGAUUCGCUGGUCUCCACUGAUGAGGCCGAGGAGUGGGGCGUGGGAGGCUCUUGGGGAGGAGGUGGUACAGUGACUAUAAAGUGUUCAGAUCCCUCUGCCACUACAAUGCGGGGGAAGAAACCCAUUGUGGGUUUAAUUGGACCGGGGUCGAGCUCAGUGGCCAUCCAGGUCCAGAACCUUCUACAGUUGUUCAACAUACCACAGAUUGCCUACUCUGCCACCAGUAUGGACCUCAGCGAUAAGAGCCUUUAUAAGUACUUUAUGCGGGUGGUGCCUUCAGAUGCCCAGCAGGCAAGGGCUAUGGUGGAUAUUGUCAAGAGGUACAACUGGAGCUACGUGUCUGCUAUACACACUGAAGGAAACUAUGGGGAAAGUGGGAUGGAAGCGUUCAAAGACAUGGCAGCCAAAGAGGGCAUCUGUAUCGCCCACUCUGGCAAAAUCUGGAGCAAUGCUGGAGAGCAGAGCUUUGACCGGCUGCUGGAAAGACUGCGGGCCCACCUACCCAAAGCCAGAGUGGUGGCAUGUUUCUGUGAAGGCAUGACUGUCCGUAACAUCCUCAUGGCCAUGAGACGCCAGGAGCUGGUAGGAGAGUUCCUUCUCAUCGGCAGCGAUGGAUGGGCGGACCGGUAUGACGUGACAGAUGGCUAUGUUAAGGAAGCGGCUGGUGGUAUUACCAUCAAGCUGCAGUCAGCCGAUGUGAAAUGGUUUGACGAAUACUACCUUAAACUUCGUCCUGAAAACAACCACAGGAAUCCCUGGUUCCCAGAGUUCUGGCAGCAUCGUUUUCACUGUCGUCUUAAAGGCCACGCACAAGAGAAUAACAAGUACAACCGUACCUGUAGCAAGCGAGAAUCACUUCGGCAGCAGUACGCACAGGACACUAAGAUGGGGUUUGUCAUCAAUGCCAUCUACUCCAUGGCAUAUGGCCUGCAUAACAUGCAACGGGCACUCUGCCCAGGCUAUCAGGGCCUGUGUGAUGCCAUGCGACCAAUCGAUGGUGCUACACUGUUGGACUUUCUGAUGAAAACCAACUUCACAGGAGUGUCUGGGGAGGGAAUCUUAUUCGAUGAGAAUGGGGACUCACCUGGAAGGUAUGAGAUAAUGAACUUCAAAAAGAUAGGAAAGGACUACUAUGACUACAUUACUGUUGGCAGCUGGGACAAUAGCGGCUUGAAGAUGGACGAUGAUGAAAUCUGGCCCAACAAAGAUACCACCAUCAAGUCAGUCUGCAGUGAACCCUGUGACAAAGGACAGAUUAAGGUGAUCCGUAAAGGUGAGGUGAGCUGCUGCUGGACGUGCACUCCCUGUAAAGAAAACGAGUUUGUGUUUGACGAGUACACCUGCCGAGCCUGUGAACUGGGCUCCUGGCCUACCGAUGACCUCACAGGCUGUGACCCAAUCCCAGUGGAGUAUCUGCGAUGGGGAGACCCUGAACCCAUUGCUGCUGUGGUCUUUGCCUGUCUCGGUCUAAUGGCCACAUUCUUUGUCACUGCAGUCUUCAUCAGGUUCCGGGACACCCCAGUAGUGAAAUCUUCUAGUAGGGAGCUGUGCUACAUCAUACUUGCAGGGAUCUGCCUGGGUUACCUGUGUACCUUUAGCCUCAUAGCCAAACCCCUUGUUAUCCACUGCUACCUCCAACGAUUGGGAAUAGGCCUGUCGCCUGCCAUGAGCUACUCCGCGCUUGUCACCAAGACAAAUCGCAUCGCUCGGAUCCUGGCAGGCAGCAAGAAGAAGAUCUGUACAAAGAAACCUCGCUUCAUGUCUGCCUGUGCUCAGCUCAUCAUUGCCUUCCUCCUCAUACUGCUGCAGCUGGGCAUCAUCGUUGCUCUCUUCCUCAUGGAGCCACCUGAUGUGAUCCAUGACUACCCCAGCAUCCGCCAGGUUAACCUUAUUUGCAACACCACUAACCUGGGCGUUGUUGCCCCACUGGGAUACAAUGGCCUGCUCAUCCUCAGCUGCACAUUCUAUGCCUUCAAGACUCGGAACGUCCCAGCUAAUUUCAACGAAGCUAAGUACAUUGCCUUCACCAUGUACACCACCUGCAUCAUAUGGCUGGCCUUUGUACCCAUCUACUUUGGUUCCAACUACAAAAUUAUCACCAUGUGCUUCAGUGUCAGCCUCAGCGCCACUGUGGCUCUGUGCUGCAUGUUUGUACCUAAGGUGUACAUAAUUUUAGCCAAACCGGAGCGUAACGUGCGCAGUGCCUUUACCACUAGCACAGUGGUGCGCAUGCACGUGGGUGAUGGCAAAUCAUCCUCGGCUGCCAGCCGCUCAUCUAGUCUGGUUAACCUGUGGAAACGCAGAGGCUCUACUGGAGAGACACUCAGCUCCAAUGGGAAAUCUGUAUCUUGGGCGCAGACUGAACGCAGCAGUUCACGUGGCAACCACCUGUGGCAGCGGCUGUCGUUCCACAUCAAGAAGAAGGAGAAUAAUCAGACUGCAGUUAUCAAACCUUUCUCCAAAACCUCUGAGGAACGUUACUGUGGGGGAGGGGACCUGCCCCCACAUGUGCCUCUGCCCUCCCUCCCUUCCAUGUCCUCCCUUCCCUCUCAUCCUGACACUGGCACUGAUAAGAACCUGUACGAGCUAUCUGAAGCAGAGGAACGCUACUCGAUCACAUACCGGCCACAGACGCCUUCACCGAUCAGCACAGUCAGCCAGAGACUAGGGGCAGGCUUAGGGGAGGAUCCUCAGAUGGCCAGUAUUCCAAAUUACUCAAGCAGCAUUUGCAGUGGUGGUAGCGGCAGCAGUUGUGGUCCUGCCAGCAGCGGCUCUGUUGUCACCGGGAGUGACGGUCGCCUGGUUGUUGUGGAUGAUCAUCCGGGAGAGGCCCAGAGUUCACUGAUGGAUCAGAUCAGCUGCGUGGUAAACCGCUUCACCGCCAACAUCACUGAGCUUAACAGUAUGAUGCUCUCGUCCUCUCCAUCACACUCGCACACACACAAACACAGACCCCCUUCUCCUCACCCCACCGACCCGUAUCUGUUACCCCGUGAACUCCAGAUGCCCCCGACCCUCACCACCUAUGCUGAUGUCCAGCCCCUCCCACCUGUUGAGCCCAGCUUGGGGGGCCGCGGGGGCUGUCUUGCUCACCCCAUCCCUCAAUCGCCCUACCCGCUACCACCUCCUCACCCCCAGACCUCCCCCUCUCUCUCCCCCAUGCGAGGAGGCUUGGUCACCUGCCUGCCCGACUCCCCGCUGAGGAGAGCAGAGUUGGAUGAGGAGCUUAUUGCUUUGACUCCUCCGUCGCCCUUCCGUGACUCUCUGGCAUCCAGCAGUGGGUCACCUGUCUCAGAAACAGGCUUGUAUCUCCCCCCAGUCCCCUCCCAUCCUCCCCCAUCUCCCCCUUCACCCAGGUACAGCAGACUGACACUCAGACACUACAGUCAGAGUUCAUCCUCACUGUGAGGCAGAGAAGUACAGAGAACACAGAGGUGAAGAUGUGCGCUCAAAAACACAGGUCAUAACGAGGAAAGAGAAUGGAUUAACGGAAAUCCAUUUGCCCCUGUGGGAAAUAGAAACCUAAAGUAGAGGAGACGUGGCGAGCUGGUUGAUGAAGACACCAAGCUGUGUUUGUGUUUACAUGUUCACAGUGGGAUGCAGGUAUAAGAGGCUUGCCCACAUUGUAUUUUGUUAGUGCUGUUUCUCACAAGUGUGGUGUGAAGAUCUGCAGAAAUGGCCACUUUGCAGUGUUUUGGUGUCUGUAAAGCCAGAAAUCAUUCUCGAAGGUCUAGAGCUACGUAUCACUUAGGUUUGGGUAGUGGCCUUAAGGUAACACGGCUGUCAACUAAUUAGAGAUUGUGAAUGUGUGUGUGUGUGUGUGUGUGUGUGUGUGUGUAUAGUAUGUGUGUGAGCAUGAGUGUGUUUUUGCUGUAUGAGACAACACGAGGCACAUUGUCUCAUUAACUCUAAGGACUAAAUGGAGACUAUCAAGGGCAUACAUAUACAUAUAUACAAAUACAAUGUAAGGGGACAACACUGUAAAUAUAUGAGGUUAUGGAUUUUUCUUGGGUGAUAAAAAUCCAACAUGCUUCUGACAAAAGUGCAUUGUGUUAACAUACCAGACAGUAUGUUAUUCUGAAGGACUUUCUCAGAAAAGUUUUUAUUCUCUUAGUUCUCCCAUCUGUUCCCUCUGCACAGCUUUCUUUUGCUCAGUUCCUCUUUCUCUUGCUAGGCUACUUUAUUUUAUCCUGCUCUCAUAUCAGUAUUGUCUGUUCUAUUUCUAUUCCUCAGUAGUUUGAAUGUAUAUUUUGUACAUGAUUCCUAAAGCAGAUGGGACCAAACCUUUGUACCUCUCUGUCUGUGACUCAAGAAAGAGGGAACUGGCAACACCAGGGCUUGUUUUACCAUAAACAUCUUAGCGGGCGUUCAGACUGAGUGCAGUAAAACACAACUCCCUGCUGUGUCUUUAUGCAAGAGGCUGCGUUGGUCAGGGCAUGAGGGGUCGCAGGGGGAGUGUUGUAAGUGUAUAUGAUAUGGCCACACUGUGUAUGUGUGUGUCUUCAUUCACGUUUACCAGCCUGCCAGUUUUCCGUUGUGUUUUGGUCAGUCAUGCUGCUAACAUAGCCUACUCUUUGUUAGCACCAAUUUCUACAACCAGUGUGUCGGCUUUGAUAGAUGAAAAACAUUAACAUCCAGUACCCUAACUAACAAAAACACAUGGCCAGUGGCUAUGAUACAUUUACUGUGGUCCAAAUUUGAGAGUGACUAGAAGUGAAUGCUGAUGCUAAAAAGGUAAACGAGUCUUCUUACCAUGGGCUUCGACGUUCCAACCAUCCCCUGUACGUGAUUGGUCAAUGCAGUGCCUUUGCUGGAUGAUGUCACCCUCUGGUGAGGCAAAAGUUGAACCAACUUUUUAGCCUCACGUGGGUGUGUCAUUUUGCCAGAGCCCCUUGCAGUGCUGGUGUGGUGAACGUAAUCCCCCAUAGAAAUGAAUGGAGAAGGCUGCGUUUUUUCACACCCUUGAAACUCAGUCUGAACAUGACCUUACUCACUGAAUCUUGUUCAGGUGGCUUAUUGGCAGAAGUCUGACCUCAAAGCUUAUUAUUAGUUUGUGACAUUUAGCAGCAUUAUGUAAGGCUUAGCUGGACACCAGUACUGACAUUUUCUCUAUACAACAUGUCAGCGGGACUCAGGUGUCACUCUGUUUCACCAAAAAUGGUGGCAUGAAUUGGAAUAACAAUCGUCUCUUUAGUGGACAGAGAUUGAUAAAAUUGGAGAGAGUCUGCUCGUAGCCUCUACUAGGAUCGCCUAGGACUCUUUUGAAGUUUCCCACUCUUUUCACACAUAGGGGCAGAACAACAAACAAUUAGCUAAAUCUUUUUUAAAUGCAGUUCAGACUGGUCCAUCACAAGACCAUCCUGGUAGAGGAUGAGGGCUGUCCAUUGUAGCUAAUAAAAUGUAUGCUUCCCUGCUGAGAGUAGAUGGUGAUACCAUUCUCAUGUAUGUCAGGUGAAUGAAAUCUCUUCUAAUGUCAUGGCAAUGGCAAGACAUACUGUAAGUGUUGUUUUUAUACUUUUUUUUAAUUCAUUAAAUGUUUAGCUUCAUAUUGAAUUGACAGACAUGAUAAUGGUGAUCAUCUUCUCUAACUUUCAGCAAGAAAGCAAAUCAGAUAUGUAUAAGCUACAGUGAAUGUGAAAGUAUGUCACAACAUGUUGGAUGUUGGGACGUGGGGGCGGGGGAUUUUUGGAGGUACGCAAUGUAUUUACAUGCAUACAUUCUUUUGGGGGGGGGCUAAAAAAAAUCUGCUUAAAUUGUUUAUAUCCCACUUUACUGACUGUGGUAACCUUAGCUGACUGUAACUCAAAGUGGAGCUAAAGAUCCCAUCUACCAAACGGACAGACUGAUCUGAGCUCUCAGUUUGAGAACUAAUGCAAGCUAGCAGCUGUCAGCAGAUGACGCAAACACUGCAGAUGAAUCCAUUUCUGUCCUGUCUGUGCUCCGACUGAACACUAAAGUGGACAUUUGGAUGUAGUUGAAUCAUCCACUGCUGUGUAUAGCUGUAUGGAAUAGUAUUUAUUUUUUUAAAUUAUGUCUUGAUGUAUGUAGUGUAUACAGUAUAUCUACUGUAUGUUGGUUAAUGAGCAUGAUGCUCCAAACAUGGUGCAUUUAUUCAAAAUUUAGCACAGCGUGACAUCUUCACAUUCUCUGUAGCACUUGUUCUGUACAGGGUGGCAGGGCAGCUGAAACCAAUCCCAGCUGACACUGAGCGCGAGAUUGGGUUCUCUAAAAGGUGUUGGGUCAUACUAGUAUAUAACAGAUGUUUGAGGGACACAGUUUUCAGUUUAUAUGGAGAGACUUGCUAUCUACUAUUAGCAUAAAGGUCAAAUGUUGGACUAGAGUUUUAUACAUCUUAAUAUUCCAGUCAUAAACGCCCGUGUAGAUGAAUAAACAGAUCUGAAUUUGCAAAAUACUGCAGGUUUUCCACAAUUCAACAAUUUAACAUUUGGGUUAAAAAUAUCUUUUGAGAAUCUGAGUACUUCGAGUAGUACUGGGGUUUAAAAUGUGCUGUGAAAUCACUGAGGUGCUUUGGAGAAACUGGGCCUUGGCUUUGUAUCAGCUCCCUCCACAAAACACUCAGCAAAAAAGAAAAAAGAUGAGAAAUCUUACAUAACAAGAUUACAAUGCACAACACAAGCCGUUUUAGAUACUUUGGAUGAGAAAUGCUCUCUGGAUUGAGAUGUCUGAUUUAAAGUGGACUGUUUGUAUCACAACAGCAAUCAGUGUUUCAGUAUGUUGCCUGUAGUAUGACUGUCCAUCAUGAGCUCCAGCAUAUGCAUUUGUUUGCUGUUAAGAUCUGACUGAUGCAGAUGCAGUCCAUGGUCGGAUUUCUCAUUUUAAGUGUAGUAUUUCUCUUCUAAACUAGCCAGCAAAAACAAACUCAAAGUGGUUCUGUAAAUAAUAAGGGCAUGCAAAGAAAGUUCUGUUUUGUUUAAGAUUCAAAUAAAUUUAUUUACAGAGUGACAAAGGUGAAAAAAGGAAAAAAGUGUUUUUGAACUAUGUUAUAACAUAUAGUACCAAUAUGUGUUCCGACUACAGAAACUGUGUUACUACUCUGAAUGUGUGUGACCAUUCCUAUUCAAAUGUCUUGUAAUUCAGCACUAUAAUAAUAAUAAUUAAUAUGACUAUGAUUAUUGUGCCAAAGGGGUUGGGGAGGGUCUAGCUGACUAGCUUGUGGGUAAAUAUGUGGUUUCAUAAAAAAACAGAAAAAAUGUAAAAUUGUUUCCAUUAUUUUGGAGGUUUUCUAUAUAAAUAUACCACAUGUUCUGGUGUUAAAGCAAUAUUAUCCAUAUGUAAAGAAGGUGCAUAUCUGAGGAGUUUCUUAAGUCAUAAAUGAUGCUUUAAAUUUUUAUUUUCUAUCCUUCUGUAAUCACUGGUGGACAAUUCAACAAGGAGCAUGGUGGGUUGAUAGGUUUACAUUAUUCUUUGUAUUUUCUCUAAAUCUCUAUUUAAUGAAAGGGAGAUGUUUGUUUAAAAAAUGUGUGAUUCCCUAUUUUUGUAAUGUUAUUUUCUCGUAGUUCCACAGUUUCCCAUUUUAUUCCUUGUUCACCCUCUGAUGUAAACUUUUAGUCAGACUGAUCUACUGAUAUGAGAUAGUGAAGGAGACAAUUUGUGUACCAUAAAGUGGUUUACUUUCUUGCUGUUUUUUUAAAGAAGUGCACUGCAAACCUGUCUGAUGUCCUUAAAUAAGCUACAGUACGUCUCUGCAACUCAGUGUAAACAUCGAGUCCUAAAUGUAAAAAAAAAAAAAAAAGUUAACA